AUGGAAUCGGGAUCGAUAGAGAUCCCGCUCAGGGAUACAGAUGAGGUCAUCGAGCUCGACUUGAACCAGCUCCCCGACGGCCAAGAAACGCUGACGAUCUUGAAACAGGAGAAAGCACAGCUGCACAUCUGGGUGAACUUGGCCUUAGCUUACUACAGGAAAGGAAAAGAAGCUGACAUGGUGGCCUUGCUGGAUUGCGCGCGGCAAGGUUUCAAUACUUGGGCAUCUCUGGACUAUCCCGAGCACGAACAAGACCAGAUGAGGUGUUUGGAUACUCUCGCCGCGUGGUACGUGCGGGAGGCGAAGCGGGAGAAGAACAAGGACCUCAAAACCGAAAUAUUCACCAAGGCUCGUCUCUUGUAUACCGCUGCGGACAAAAUCAACAUGUUUAACCAAAACCAUGUGCUCGGUAGAGCGUACUUCUGUCUGCUCGAAGGCGACAAAAUGGAUCAAGCCGAUGCGCAGUUCGACUUCGUGCUCAAUCAGAGUAAUAACAACAUUCCAUCGCUGCUUGGGAAAGCCUGCAUCGCCUAUAACAAGAAAGACUAUCGAGGCUCGCUGGCAUUCUACCAGAAAGCUCUCCGCACGAAUCCAAAUUGUCCGGCGGACGUCCGCCUGGGCAUGGGAUUGUGCUUCUUCGAACUUGGGAAUCUCGAGAAAGCUCGUCUGGCUUUCGGACGGGCGAUAGAGUUGAAUCCCAAAUGCGUCGGCGCGGUGGUGGGUUUGGCGAUCCUGGAGUUGAAUACCGAGUCAGCUGAAGGCAUUCAGAGCGGAGUGACGAUCUUAUCGAAGGCAUAUGAGAUCGAUUCAGCGAAUCCGAUGGUUCUCAAUCUUCUGGCGGAUCAUUUCUUCUUCAAGCGUGAUUUUCAGAAAACUCAAACGCUAGCUUUGCGCGCCUUCCACAACACGGAGAACGAGGCGAUCCGAGCGGAGAGCUGUUACCAGCUCGCUCGUUGUUUCCACGUCCAGGAAGAUUACGACCAAGCUUUCCAGUAUUAUUACCAGGCGACAAAUUUUGCCUCUGCGAAUUUCGUGUUGCCUCACUUCGGCCUCGGGCAGAUGUACAUUGCCCGGGAGGACAACGAGAAUGCAAUGUCGUGCUUCGAGACAGUUUUAAAAGCUAAUCCUAAUGACUACGAGACCAUGAAGAUCUUGGGCUCACUCUACGCUCAAUCGGGCAACCAGAACAAACGGGAGCAGGCCCGCAACUUCCUCAAGAAAGUGACCGAGCAGUUCCCAGACGAUGUUGAAGCCUGGAUCGAAAUGGCUCAGAUCUUGGAACAGAGCGACACUGCGGGAGCAUUGCAGGCCUACGAGACUGUCAAGAGCAUUUUACAAGAAGAUCAAGCGGAGAUACCUCCGGAAAUUUUAAACAACAUGGCGUCACUCGAGUAUCGGCUCGGCAAACUCGACGAGGCCAAAGGUCUCUACGAGACAGCCCUUGAGAGAUGUCAGAUCGAAUCGGAGCACGAUGAAAACUACUAUAAGUCCAUGUCCGUGAUGAUAAACUACAAUCUCGCCAGAGUUUUCGAAGGCUUGAAUCAGCUCGACAAGGCCACCCAACUGUACAAAGACAUCCUCAAAGAGUACCCCAAUUAUAUCGAUUGCUACUUGAGGUUGGGUUGUAUGGCUCGUGAUUUGGGUCAAAUCCACGACGCCUCUGUGUGGUUCAAAGACGCCCUCCAGGUUGACGUUCAGAACCCAGACUGCUGGUCUCUCAUCGGAAACCUACAUUUGCAUAACCGGGAAGUGGGUGCGGGACAGAAAAAGUUCGAGAAGAUUCUCAACAAUGAAACCACGAAAUCCGACACGUACGCCCUUGUUGCUCUUGGGAACGUUUGGCUGUCGACGUUGCACGAUACGAGAAUGGACAAAGAGAAGGAGAAGCGUUAUCAGGAUCGAGCUCUGUCAAUGUACAAACAAGCCCUGCGGAUAGAUCCCAGAAAUAUUUGGGCUGCGAACGGAAUCGGCGCUGUGCUCGCCCACAAAGGCUACAUCCACGAAGCUCUGGAAGUUUUCGCGCAGGUCCGAGAGGCGACAGCCGACUUCCCUGACGUGUGGCUGAACAUCGCUCAUAUCUACGUCGAGCUGAAACAAUAUGUAUGGGCGAUCCAAAUGUACGAGAAUUGCCUCCACAAAUUCUACAAGUACGAUAAUGUUGAAAUUCUCCUGUACUUGGCGAGAGUCCUCUACCGCUCGGGGAAACUCCAGGAGUGCAAGAAGAUUCUUCUGAGGGCCAGGCGAGCGGUCCCCAACGAUUCUCAAAUCCUGUACAACAUCGCCUUGGUCCUCCAACGCCUCGGAAUGCAAGUGCUCAAGGAUGAAAAGUCGAACCUGAGAACAGUGCUGCAAGCUGUUUCCGAGCUUGACAUCGCUCACAAAUUCUUCACCACGCUCAGCCAAACCACAGGCGGAAAGUACAACCCCGAACAGGCCAUGGCCGAAGCACGACAGUGCUCCGAUCUUCUCAAUCAAGCGCAAUAUCACGUUGCUCGGGCGAGGAAACUCGAUGAGGAGGAGAAAGAGUUCAAAAUCAAACAACAACGAGAGCGUGAAGAGCUCCGGGCCAAACUUCAGGAGAAUGAGGAAGAGGAAGAAAAGAGGAGACAGAGAGAACGUGAGGAGCUUGUUGCCAAACGUCAGCAGUUUGUUGAACAGAGCCUACACAAGACUAAGGCGACAAAGGAAAGGAAGGAACAAUUUGACGGAACAAAACAGAGUUGUAAGCGGAAGCGAAGCCUCAAAGCGCCGGAAGGCAAAGCCAAGAAGUCUUGUCGUAUCGACUCCCAUGAGUACGAUUAGAGAUGCCCCUCUCGGAGCCUUGGCCAGGUUCACUUCAAAACGAAAAGAACGUUCCCCACGUUUUUUGUUUCCGUCAGCCGCGGGCAUUGGUACCCCGCAACUGAUCGUACACCGUGGCCAUCCCUGUCUGAACGUAUCAAGUCAUUCCCAUGAAAUAUAUGUAUGUACAUCGGACAUAGAUCUGAAGAUUCCCUCUCCGCCUAUCUGUACUCAUGGAUCAAGAUCUGGAUCUGAAGAGCGAACUCACAUGUCGAGAGCUACGAUAGGAGUCAAAUGGCUAUUUCCAAAGCCUGGUUCGACACCGCCAAUGAAGAGAUCUUUGAUAACGAUAUUCACCGGCGUCGAUAUGAUCGCAGUAUCCUAAUUAAAAAUAAAGUAUUUUUUUUCUACAUUAAA
Galendromus occidentalis (western predatory mite) is the source of this 3198-nucleotide messenger RNA. RefSeq names its product RNA polymerase-associated protein CTR9 homolog. NCBI's taxonomy places the organism in Eukaryota, Metazoa, Arthropoda, Arachnida, Mesostigmata, Phytoseiidae. The record is from RefSeq and is a predicted model, not a curated record. Gene Ontology annotation, biological process: regulation of DNA-templated transcription; RNA processing; transcription elongation by RNA polymerase II. Gene Ontology annotation, molecular function: RNA polymerase II complex binding. Gene Ontology annotation, cellular component: Cdc73/Paf1 complex.